Molecule: messenger RNA, 11246 nt
Organism: Portunus trituberculatus (swimming crab)
Lineage: Eukaryota; Metazoa; Arthropoda; Malacostraca; Decapoda; Portunidae
Gene: olf186-M
Molecular function (GO): signaling receptor binding
Source: RefSeq, a predicted model, not a curated record
AUGUGUGCGGCACAGCCUGCCAGUCCCCGCGACGCCCCGCACGAGCCCCCUGGGGCGGCUGGCGAGGCGGGGCUACACCAGCAGCAGCAGCAGCAGCAGCAGUCUUCCGGCCGGGGCUACCAGGGGCUAGGACGGCGGCUGCGGCGGGUGUUGCUGCGGUGGGGCGAAGCAGAGCAACAGCAGCAGCAGCAGCAGCAAGUGGGGCAUCAGGCUGAAGGUGAUCAGCGUCUCCUGAUAAGCGGCUCGCGGCGCAAGCCAGCCCGCGUCUGCUGCGGCCCGGCUGGCCCAGCCACGAGAGAAGCGCGGCGCGAGGGCACGCGAGUUACACGCAGCGAGAGUGCCCGCGAGGCAGGCGGCAGCGGCGGUAAGAGGCGCGACAGUGCGGGCAGUGUGGUGAGCGAAGGCGGGGGCGUGCGGGGCGUGGUGGCCUCCACUCUGACGCGUUGGCGCCGCCUGCAGGGCAGCGUUGGCUCCCUCACCACCUCGCUCAGGCUGCGCGCCUCGCAGCGGCUCGUGCCCCACGCUGACCACCCAACCACCACCCUCCCACCCCCUGACGUCGCGCCAUGCGCCGCUGACACUGCCGAGGACGCGGCGGGCCCCAACGACAGCGCGUCCCCGCUGUGCACCUCACCCGUGGGGGGAGUGUCGCCCCCCAGCACGUCGUCAGGCACCACGUCUUCAGAGGAGGGCGGUGACUCCAGCACCGGCACCGUGAUCUUCAGGCCCCCAGCGGGGCAGGGCGGGGCAGGCACCACCUCGCCCCCCCUGGCCCCGUCCCCUACACCUCCCGCCUCUCCGGAGGGGGCGCGGCAGCCUCCGCAGACCGUGGGCUCCGAACUAGUGACGGGCGGCGGAGCGCGGGAGGCGGCCCGGCGGCGGGCCAGCGACGCCCAGGCGUGCGAGGGUGAGCCGCGGCCCAAGAGACCCUCCCUAGAGACAGGAGAUGGAGCCCCUUCACCCCCCUCCUCCCCUUCCCCAUCCCUCCCUGAGUGCCCCCCGCCAUCCAUAACCUCCCACACCCCGGAGCUCCCGCCCCUCACCUCACCCACACACUCCCCCCUGCCCCUCAGCAGGCGCCGUUUCUGUGAGUCCAUGUUGGGGAGCGAAGAGCCCCCCGCCAUCGCCGCCCCACCACCGCCCCCCGACCUGCUGACGGACAGCGUGAGUCUGUCGAGUGACGGGGACAGCGGCAUCGUGCACGAGGACGCCUCCUCCAGGCGGGGCGAGGCGCGGCGCGGCAGUGCGGGGGAGGAGGCGCGCGGGAAGGACAGAAGUGAAAGUGACCGAGAGAGUGGCAGCGAUGGUGGCAAGAGAGAGAUGGUGACCAGUGAGAGUGAGAGUGAGAAGGGUGUGGGUGGCGGGGCGGGGAGGGACACUCACCACCAACCAGACACACGUGACACUGAGGGGGUCACCACUCACGCUGACCACCGCCGCCAUGUCACCCUCACCAGGACCACCUCGCUCCACCCCGCCCCCACCCCCUCUCCCCCACCACCCGCGGAGGGGACGGAGGGAGACCCGGGAGGAGGAGGGGAGGGUGGGGGGGUGGAGGAGAAGGAGGAGUCAGAGGCAGUGAGUCAAGGUCAGUGUACAGGAAAUGAGGCGAGUGGCGGCGGGUUUAAUCUUGGCUAUGACACCACUGCCACCACAACUACUACUGAUGCUGCCACUACCACCCCCACCACGCCUGCCACCCCCGUCCCUGCUGCUCCUGCUGGUGUAGAGGUGGAGGUCUUGGUGCCUGAGGGGAGCGAGAAUCUAGAGGCUGUGAUGGCUCCUGGCACCCCACCCACACCCACACCCCUCCACCCCUCACUGCCUGUCAUCACUGACCAGCCCCACACACAGCCCCUCCAGCCCCCCAGUGAGUGUGUGGAGGAGGAGGGGUGGAAGGAGAGUGAGGGAAGUGGAGACAAGAGUGAGGUGGCUGUGGCAGGUGGAAGCAGUGAUGUGGAUGCCCCUGAUGGGUUUGUGACCUUGGCAAGUGAAGUGCUUGGUGAGGGUGAAGUGUAUGAUGAGGAUGCGCUGGCUGGGGUGGAGGGAGCGGUGGCAGUGGAGGCUGUGGGAGUGGAUGAGGUGAACAGUGACCAGGAUAGUGAGAAAGACAGCCUAAUAGUGAGUCGUAAUGAUAGUGACCAGGAGCUUGAGGAUUUACCCGCCCUGGAGGAUGAUGUGGCUGUGGUGUUUGACAGUGACCAUAGACCGUGGCUGCCUGACACAGAGAGCCAGCCACAGCCAACAGAAAACGGAGGGUGGGGUAGCUUUGAUCGAAGAGUGUGCGCUGAUACCCAAGAGGACGAGGAGAUUGUGGAGGUGACCUGGUCGAACGCGGGGCCUCGAAUCCUCAUCACAGUGGCCGGGGGGGACUCAGACGGGGCAACGGGGACCCCAAACCACCUUCAGGAGAGCGGUAGUGCCACGUCAGGCUGUGGCGGGUGUUCACUGGAGGGCGCCACAUUCCCCUCAUCACAUGUCGACUCAGGACUCACCUUCGCGCCUCCUACCUCUGCGUCCGGCCAUCUGACUCACCCCAGGGCACCCACACCCAAAUCCCCAACCACAGUGGAUGAGUGGGUGGCCGCCCUGCCCCCACACCCAACCAACUUGCUCAGGAGUCACAGCGUGGAGGAGGAUGGGGAGGUGUGGGGUGCUGGGGAGGCGGAGGACCCUGGGGAGGAUAGCCUCAAUCUGGGAGCUGAAGCUGGCCUCAUGUGUGGCUCCGUGGUGGUGACAACAACAAGCUCAGCACCAGCCUCCACCACCCACACUGUCCACACCACCCCCACCACCACCGCCGCCACCACGCCAGAGCCCCGCCGCUGCAGCCAACCAGAGGCAACAUUGUCCGCCACUACCACUGCUGCCCUUAAAACUUCUAAUGGCCGCCAGAGAAGUCACAGUCUCCAGGCCGGCAGGGGAUCGACCAGACCACUUACCCUGAGUGAUGUGGCCAGCAUUCAGCAGCAGAGGGUGGCCGGGGUGGACGGCAGGAGGCUACAGUUUGCAUCGCUGAGGGAGAAACAGUCGUCCUUCCAGAGUGAACUGUCGGGGCUUUCCUUACAUAGCAGAUCAAGCAUUGACUCCCUGUUAGACUCAAGACAAGCGGAUCCAGUGGAAGUCCUGUUAAAUCUUGGGUUUGGUGGCCACGCGCAGGACGGCCUCGCGCGCAUCCCUGAGCGAUUCCUGCGGCCCUCUAAGGUUCCCGGAAAUAGUAUUGAAGACUUCUUGAAAUCUGAAGAGGAGAUGAAUGAGAUGAUGGAGACAGCUGAGAUGAUGCCCGGAAUUGACCCCCAAGCCUUGCGUCGCUCCUCCGUGGCCACCAUCUCCCCCCUCAUGACCCAGCUGUUGGAAAACAUACGGGAGACUUGGGCGGCCAGGCAGGUCCAGCGCACCCCAAGCCAGGACUCGUUGCCGCAGCCUCCCAGCACACUCACUGGCAUAAAGCGGUUUGCACAGGUGGCCAAGAAAACUGGUGUGCAGAGUGUGGUGGCCAAUACUCUCCUGGGUGGCAUGCAGCAACCAAACCGUCUGUCCUCAGUGCUCAACCCCGAGAACCGCCGCCUGCUGGACCUCCAAGGGCAGCGCUCCCCAGAGGUGCCACGGAAACGCCUCAUCAUCGGCCAGGAUUCGUUCGACUUAGAUCGCGAUGGCCAGCUCAUGAACGAGGAGGAGGAGGAGGGGGGGACUGGCGCCGGGCCCUCACCACAGCCUGCCAUGGAGCUGAAGGAGGAGGAUAGUGGGGAGGGGGCGUCUGAGGUUGGGGAUGUGGUGUCGGAGUCCGGGAUGUCCCGGCGGGGUCUCCUGCAGCACAAGGACUCGGUGUGGUCCAUGGCCAGCUCAGCGACCAGCGUGGACAGCAGUGAGGAGGACCUGAGGGACCAGCGCCGCCGUCUCCAGCUCAGCCUGUCCCGCCAGCACGAGGGACCGCCCACCCCAGCAGAGUCCCUGGAUUCACCCUUCCUGGCCGGCAGCACCCCAGACUCAGCGGAGCGGCGGCGCGGGCUGAUGAAGCGUCUGGGGCCGAGCAACAAGCGCAUGAGCAGCAGCAGCAGCCGGGACGUGGAGGAGCUGAUCCCGGAGGAGGGGGAGGAGGGGGGCAUAGAGGGAAUCCUGCAGGAGGUAAUACAAAAGAGUGCAUCCCAAACCUCCUCCUCACUCCACAACUCUGUCCCUUCCGCUGCUCCUGCUCAUCCACCUCCUCCUGCUACCUCUGCUUCCACACCCUCAUUCUACCUUGGCGACGCUGCUGCCACCUCAUCCACACCCAUGCCACCCCACGCCUUCCCGCACCACGCAUACCACCACCACCACCACCAUCACCACCACCACCAUGCACUCCUUGACACCGCCCCACACCUCCCUCACAUGCACUCCGCCCUUAUCAAGAGUCUGGAGAGCCUAGGCCACCCCGCCAACCUCCACCCGAACAACCCAAGCCCCAGUAGCCCCCACCAUGCUCCACACCCCCCCUCCCCACUUCUGACAAGCAUUGGGGGGCACUUAGAUGGCCUGCACCUCCCCCUCUUUUCCCCCACCAUGCAGGACGCAGCACAGAGGGGUGGGGGGUUGAGGAGGCAGCAGAGGGUGGACGAGGGGGGUGUGGGUGGUUCCUGCUGCCCCCCACCCACACCAGGAGAGCAGGAGGACCAUCAGGGCAGUGGCAGUGGCGGCAGCAGCAGCAGACCGGCGCCAGGGAUGGGUGUGGGUCUGUGUCGGUCCAGCAGUGCCCAGUCAGACUCCUCAGGGUUCAUGGAUGGCGACACAGGGGAGGGUGAUGUCAGGAUGGGGUCAGCAGUGCCAUCCUUCACCACCACCACCACCACCACCAGGCAGCCACACACCCCCACAGCGACGCCAACACAGCGGCAGGUGUACUGGUGGUGGAGCAAGGACAGCAGCAGCAGCGUCGACACCACACGCCACAUGCCCCUCACCCGCACCGUGGGCACCCUCACCCCACCCCCAGAGCCUCCACCGGUGUCCCAGGGCCCCGUCACCACAGAGAACGCCACGCUCCACCACUCCCGCAGCCUGGACCUCACCUCUCCCACUCGCCCCACUCACCCCUCUUCACACACCCCUUCCCCUCUCCAAUCUAGUCGUAGCUUAGACGCAGCGCCCUCAGCUUUCCAUGCCUACCGGGGACACCUGCCUGCCGGGGGGGUAGGUGUACCUCUGCCUGUGUCCCCCCCUGUUUACUGCCACCUGUGCUUUCCCUCCCAUACCUCACACCUAUCAUGCCCCCCCUGGUCCCUGCCCCCGGCCACCACACACCUACCCACCGUCCCCACACACACAGAGAGGGCUAGACACCGCCGCCACUCCCUUCCUGAACCACUAUCCCAGGACACCCCACCAGGAGGCCCCAGGGGAUGGUCCGGAGGGGGUGACGGCCAGCCCACACCCUUCCACACUUCUGCCAAUGAUAGUUACCUCAACCUUCCCCACACCAGCACCAAGGAAACUACAGCGCUCCUUCACCUCCCCGCCCCCACCUCCAACACCUCCCUCCCCCUCCACCACCACCACCACCACCUCCACACCCCCCAACCCAACCCAUCGAGCCUCCUAAACACACUGCAGCGCUACCAACAACAGCUGGCAGAGCAGGAGAAGCUGUCCCACCAGCUGCACCGCCUGGCCCUGGACUCCAGCCUGCACCCGGCCACAACACGACCCCACGUCCUGCUCAACCAGCUGAGCACGGUGAGGGCCAUCCGGACGGCCAUCAGAGCAGAGGUAGCCCACAUGGAAUACCUUCUGUCCAAGGCCCAGCCAAACUCCUUCACCCACACCUGCCUGACUGAAGUGGUGGCCAAGAUGAUGGUCCUUCUGCAGCAGCAAUCAGAGUUGUGCCGAGACUUGGAGACGCUCACCCUCGUUACCCCAGACACCUCCAACACCCAGGACCCCACACACCCCCACCACCCCAACAACCACCACCACCACCACCUCCCAGCCAUUCUGACCCACCUCCAUACUCACCAAGCACUGCACCUAACCUUCCCCACAUUUUCACAAUCCACUUCACCAGUCACCAUUAAUUCAAAUGAUGCAAGGACUCCACCUGCCAUUCCUGUGUACUCCACAUCCUCCGCAUUCCAGUUAGUCCACCCAGCACCCACAACUCCACCUACUAUCCACCUAACAUCCCAAUCCACUCACCCUGUGCCUAUAACCUCACGUCCUAUCCACUUGUCAUCCACUACUGGUAAUGUCAUCCACCCAACACCCAUUACACCAAAUCCACCUCUUGCUGCAGUGGAUAACAUGGUCCCUCUAGCCCACAGCUCCCCUUCAGCCCCACAGCACCCCGCCGGCAGGUCACACACCCCUCCACACACCCCCGCCUCACCCCGUCCAUCCAGUCGCUCCUCUGUUGACACCAGUUGGAACCUCAGACGUAUUCCGAAUAAUGAGGAGGGAGAGGAGAGAGAGAGGGAGAGGGAGAGGGAGCAAGACACACCUCUCACACCACCUUACCAUCUGCCGGAGGUGGCUCAGCUGGUGGAGGUGGAGGUGCGGAGUAGGACCACAGGACUCCAGCAGCAGCUCCUUCAACAGACACAGGACGUGGCGGACAUCAAGGGAAUGCUACAUAUCCUACUUUCACGCCUCAAAUAACCCAAGGACACUGGCAAAGCGCGUGUGUGUGUGUUCGUAUGUGCGUGAGUGAGUGCGUCCUGUGAUGGUGUUAAUAAUGGUGUUGUCGAGUUAUUUAGUGUUCCGUAUGUCUGUUUUAUUUUUCUCUUUCUCUCUCUCUCUCCUUUAAUUGUGUAUCCUUUCAUUACUCCAGUGUCCUUUAGUAACUCCUACAUGUGUUGGAGAUGUCCUGUUCUUCCUUGUGUCCGAUACCUGUCAUUUUUUUAACAAGUAACAGAAUUUUAUGUCCCGCUGUUCAUUUAUGUAACUAAGGGUGUAACUAGAGAGCUUUUGUACCCUUGUCUUCUCUCUCUCUCUUGUUUUUCUAUUUAAGUUUUUUGGCAAUGAAAGAAAUAACAUGUCUCAUUUUUCCUCUAGUUUUUAGUUUCUGGCAGUGAAAGAGAUAACACUGACUCACAAUCCUUUAUGAGACAGGACUCCUCACUUCUAUGUGUUAUCAAGGAGGGGCAGACUGCUUGGUGGGCUCAAUAUAGCUGUAAGUCUUAUUCAUCGCCUCUGGUAUGGAUGCUUUGAUGAGGGAGAGAGGGAAAAAGACAGAGAGAGAGAGAGAGAGAGGUUAGCCUAUACUCUUCUAUUUAACUCUGUGGCUCAUGCAAGUGUUGUGGCUUUGUCUAGCUUGGUUAUGUUUGUUUUAAGGGUGGACAGGAAUUGUGGUGAAAAUAGACAAUAAGAGCGACAGGAUUUGCUGACAUGAGAGAAGGAAGUGUGUGUAUUGUUUGGGUGUUGAGGUAAUGGUGUGUGUCAAUAACAGUGCCACUCAGAAAAGAUGUAAUGGGUGUGCUGUUUUGCUGUGUGGUGUCCUGGUGUUUGUUUUGGUAAGGGACAGGUGGAUGGGACACUUUCUCUCUCACUGUUGUCUCGGCACUCACUCAUGCAUUCACUCACUCACUAUUAGUUCUCUUUUUACUGCUGCUCAUGUGUCAGAUUUGUCACUUCUCGUCUCUUCAAAAUUGAGGGAGUGAUGUCCAUUUCCUUUUAUCUUGUGUAUUUUAAUUUUAUCUAUUUAUUGUUCUGUUUUAGUCAUUUUCUUUAAUGUAACAAGAUUUUAUCAUUCAUCAUCUGGGUAUGGAAACACACACACACACUUAUACAACCUUCACCUCUUAAAUUGCCUUCCUGGUCACACACAUUAAUCCCGUGACAUACAUAGAGGUGCCGGCGACUACUAGUGACUUCCGCUGCUGCCGCUACUGUUCACAUGCCAGCAGUUAUGUCAGAGAGGUUCACUUGUGGUGCCGGCUGCUACUCAUGACAGACCACUCUAAGGCUUGGGUGCUUCUUCAUUAGGCUGUAUUGGAGGAGUCUGUGGUAGGGUGUGUGUUGAGGCCAUCACUGUCCUGCCAGCCUCACUUUACACUACUUUGCUUUGUGUAUUUUGUCACACUUUCUGACCUUAGUAUUGUGUCUUUGAAUCUUGAUGUGCUGGCUGGCUGGCUGGCUGGUCAUCUUACAUAUUUACAGCCUCCUUUCCUCUCAUGUGUUUGGUUUCUGUGCAUGUUCCACCACAGGACACCUCAUUUUAUCAUUGCAUUUCUUAGGAUGGUAUAUUUUCAUGUUGGCAGACUGUCCCUUGCACUGAUGUAGUCACCAGCUCACCACACACACCACACACACACCACACCGGCUUUCCUGGCUUCCGUUGUGCCUUACACUGAUGGAUUCUUUACUCAUAUUUAGUGACAAUGUUGUUUUUGUGGCAGUGUGUGGAUGUGCUGUGUUGUUUACCACUUUAGUGAACCUCGGGACACACAGAGUGACUGGUGAAGGCUGUGGUGAUGCAGAGAACAGGGAAGGGAGGCCUGAGUGAUGAUGAUGGUGAUGGUGGUGGUGAUGGUGAUAGUGGUGUCAGAACUACAUGUAAAGGUCUAUGGAUGACAGCAGGUUUUUGAGCUGUCCAUAGUUUGAAAAUGUAACUAAAGUGAUAUGAUAUUAAACAUGACCAUUACUACAUACCCACUGUGUCCUGAUCCCCAUGAGUAAGGCGCCUCACCCCCAGCCUCCCCAGAGUCCCCAGUGAGGGUGUGGUGGUGCAGCCUGCUUGGUGCUGAGUGCUGAGUGUUGGGGUCCUGCCAGGGGAGGGAUGUCCUGGUGUCUGUGUCUCCCCUCCUGCACCUCACAACACACUUCUCUUGGUGUUGUGGGGAAGUGUUGCUGCUUCUGUUUUCAUCUUGUUUUGUUUGUUGUAUAUGGUGUGUGUGUGUGUGUGUGUGUGUUUUAGUUGUAACAUACAGGACCAGAACUGAAUUUGAACAGUCAUGUCUUUGUAUAUAUCAUAGUUGUCUUCUUCUAUUGUAGUGAGUGUGUGUGUGUGUGCACGUGUGUGUUGCCAUGGUGUGCCUCUGAGCCAUGGACUGGGUCUAGUUCCCCGGCUGGUGUCCCUUGGUGUGAUGUUGAGUGGUGAGGUGAUGCCCUGCAGUGGUGCCGCCACCUCCCCCAUCCCCUCCAGGCCCUGCCCUGCCCCGUGCUGUGAGGCCUGCAGUGCUGUGUUCCUUACUCACCCUAGCUCAAACAUUUCCAGAAUUAGGGAAAUAUUGCCAAUCUAUUUAUGUAACCUGUGUACAUAUAUAUUUGUUAUGUAGGAAUAUGCUCAGUAAUAUUAGUGUACUUUUGUUAUUUGUUAAAUAGAGUAGCAGGAGUGAUGGUGUCAUGAUAUAUAGUGUGUAUGAUAUUCUAGUGUUGUGUGUGCCUAGUGUAGUGGAGGCUGGCUCAGUGGUUUGGUUUGCUGGUGUGUACUGCAGUAAGGACAGGCUUGCUGCACCGGUCUUCUGAACACACAACACAGCCUGUGAGUGUAUUAGUGGAGUGCUUCAUAUGGCAAGUGUUUUGUUUGUCAGCCUGGUGUGUGGACAGAAUGAAUGUGUCGUAGGAGACGUGUUAUUGAAAAAGAACAAUAAUAUAAUGUGUGAUACAGCAUACAGUUAUCAUGUCAACACUGUGGUGGACGUCUCCCUCCUGAGCCAGCAGCAGCGAAUCCCUCAACCCACAGACACCCAUACACCUCACCGCCACUCCCCCAACCACCUCCACCACCACUACCACCAGGGACACGCUGCCUCAAUAUGCUGCCAUCAGUGCCCUAAGUCUACCUAACAACUUAUUCAUACUGUUUUGUGACCUUUUUCCCAGCUACUCCUUCACACACACACACACACACACACACAGUCAUUGCACUUACAUACUUUCUGUUAGACAUUGAUGCAGUAUUGUCCAUAAGAGAGUUUUAGUGUUAGUAUGAAUUCUUAUUGCUGUGCCAUAGUGAGUGAGCAGGUGUGUGUGUGUGUGUGUGUGUGUGUGUGUGUGUGUGUUGAUCAGCCUACAUGACUUCCUUAGCAGGUGUGUAGGUUCUAGUACAUUGGUUGGUGUCAGCCCAGUAUCUGCUGUUCCGCUCCUUGUAGUGUGUGUUAAUACUUAGCUGCGUCACUUGAGUAGGCAGUAUGUAUGUGUGUCUGUAUGUGUGUACAGAUGUAGCAGCAUUUCCUUAUAUUUACGAUGCUAAGACUGUGUUAUUUACAAGGCAAGGCGGCAGUCCAGUGUUAUAAUAGAGAUGUUGUAAGGCUUAAUUUUUUUUCUAGCAGAUGACAGUUUCUCCUGCAACAUGAGCAAGAGUCUCAUGUUGCAGAGAGCGUUGUGUCAUGUCUGCGUGGAAAGAGAGGUUUGCUCAGAACAAAUCAGGGAGUGCCUCACCUUGCCUCACCUUGCCCUAUAAGUGAACAAAAAUGUAUAUGUGAUAACCUUGUUUUGUUGAGUAAGAGCCAUCUCAGCAGUGUCUCUGAGAUGGGAUGUUAUGUAUCUUAGAUUGUGUCGCGGGGAGCCUCGGAUGUCACACUUGGGGCCGACGCCAGAACAAGUCAAGUCAUCAUCACCAAACACGUCACUUUUAGGUAAAGCUUAUGACUCCAGUGACUUGCCCUUCAUCUGAACCAGUGCCACAUUUGGUGCCUUGUGUAGUAAUGACAGGAACGGUGACAGCGGUGGUGAACAGUCGUAAACAAGGCGACAGUCCUGAGGCACGACACCGAGGUUCAGCCAUGGCCAGCUUAGUGUGCCCCGGCAGUGUCCAAGUGGUGCUCCGAGUAGGUGACCUGACGCGCGGGGUCGGCCGGGGCACACCUUUGUUGUGACGGGGCAGGAUGGUGAGGCAAUGGGACAGAUGUUAUGCACUCUGUAUCUCCCACACUCAAUCUUUUCACCUUCAAGUAUUUAUGCAGAAAGAAGAAUGAAUUAAUGAUUUCCAUCCACAUUAUAUUCACUGAGACAAUGGAAACUUUUAUUGUAUUAAAAAAAAAACAUUUCUCAGCAAGAAUUUCCCAUUUCCAUCUUACCCAUAAAGAAAGUACAUGUACACAUUGCAGACUUGUAAUGGAAGAAACUAAAUCAAUAUCAACAAAUUUUCACUUCAAGGAUUUUUUGUAUGCUGAAAACCUUAAACAUUUUUUGAGUAUUGCCUUCCUGCCUGCCAUGCCGUGCCCCAGGUGUGCCCCACGCCCCAGUGACCCUGCCAGCCUGCCAAUCCUGGGGGAAUGGCAACACUGCUCACACUUGUUGUUGAUGCGCCUUCAAAGUGAUAUAUCAUGUUA